CCCGCCGCCCUCGGCCGCGCCUCGGCUCGGAGGCUCGCCUCGCAGCCGCAGCGGCCCCGCGAGGAGGAGGAGCCGCCGCCGCAGCAUCAAAGAGACCGAAUUCCCGCGGCCUGGGGGGGAGUCAUGCUUUGCGGUCUGUAAUGUCAGCAGAACAGGAGAAGGAUCCCAUUUCGCUGAAGAGAGUUCGAGGUGGUGAUAGUGGACUGGAUGGGUUAGGAGGACCAGGUGUACAACUAGGAAGUCCAGACAAGAAAAAACGCAAGACAAAUACACAGGGGCCUUCUUUUCCUCCAUUGUCUGAGUAUGCUCCACCACCGAAUCCAAACUCUGACCAUCUAGUGGCUGCUAAUCCAUUUGAUGACAACUAUAAUACUAUUUCCUAUAAACCACUGCCUUCAUCAAAUCCGUAUCUUGGCCCUGGUUAUCCUGGCUUUGGAGGCUAUAGCACAUUCAGAAUGCCACCUCACGUUCCUCCAAGAAUGUCUUCCCCAUACUGUGGUCCUUACUCACUCAGGAAUCAGCCACACCCAUUUCCGCAGAAUCCUUUGGGCAUGGGUUUUAAUCGACCUCAUGCUUUUAACUUUGGGCCACAUGAUAAUUCAAGCUUUGGAAAUCCAUCUUAUAAUAAUGCACUAAGUCAGAAUGUUAACAUGCCUAAUCAACAUUUUCGACAAAAUCCUGCUGAAAACUUCAAUCAGAUUCCUCCACAGAAUGCUAACCAAGUGUCUAACCCUGACUUGGCAUCUAACUUUGUCCCUGGAAAUAACUCAAAUUUUACUUCUCCGUUAGAAUCUAAUCAUUCUUUUAUUCCUCCCCCAAACACUUUCAGUCAAGCAAAAGCACCACCCCAAAAACAAGACUUUGGUCAAGGAGCAACCAAAAACACUAAUCAAAAUUCCUCUGCUCAUCCACCUCACUUAAAUAUGGAUGACACAGUGAAUCAGAGUAAUAUUGAAUUAAAAAAUGUUAAUCGAAACAAUGCAGUAAAUCAAGAGAAUAGCCGUUCGAGUACUGCAGAAGCUACAAAUAACAGCCAUGCAAAUGGGACACAGAAUAAGCCACGACAACCUAGAGCUGCCCCAGAUACAUGCAGCACUGAAAAAAGCAAUAAAUCCUCUCUCCACCCAAGCCGUCAUGGCCAUUCUUCUUCUGACCCCGUGUAUCCUUGUGGAAUUUGUACAAACGAAGUGAAUGAUGAUCAGGAUGCCAUCUUGUGUGAAGCCUCUUGUCAGAAGUGGUUUCAUCGGAUCUGCACUGGAAUGACUGAAACCGCUUAUGGUCUCCUGACUGCAGAGGCAUCAGCAGUAUGGGGCUGUGAUACCUGUAUGGCUGACAAGGAUGUCCAGUUGAUGCGUACUCGGGAAACUUUUGGUCCACCUGCAGUGGGCAGUGAUGCUUAAUCACCGGCAUUAACUAAAGGGUUUUUUUUUUUUUCCUGUGUCUUACAGAGGUUCAGUGACACAGGAUUUUAUGUUUUACAUUAUUUUUUUAAAUGCACACACAAAAAGAUUAUUUACCUUUUAGUUUUUAUUAAUAUUCUACUUCAUUAGCAGUGCAAAUUUUGUAUUGUCUUUACUAUCUUAAAUGAGAAUAAUGUAUAUGGGGGUGCUUUAGAAAGUACUAUACAAAUAAAUGUUAGUUGUUGUUAAUCAUAAAAAAGCCUCUUGAAGCUUCAAAAUGAUAUAUAGCAAAUAUAGGCAAGUUUUGACUUUUUAAAGUUAGAAUCAUUGAAAAAUGUACAUUGCAGAGCUGAACUUUGGCAAUAUUAUAUUAAAUGGUUCAAAAAAUUUUUCAAGGAUCUAUUUGACAUGUUUUCAGAAAAAACUGUGUAGUCAUAACAUGGAAGAAAGCAUACAUAUUAAUGGAUGUUUUAAAAAAUAAUAGAUAUGUUACCAGAUUUCUUCCCACUAGGGUCCUUGAAAUUAGUGACGUUCCUAUUCUCAAGUCAGUCUUUUCAAGAUAUCUGUUUGUACAGAUAUGAGACAGAUGUUAGCCUAUAGUAGAUGCUCAGUAUUUGUUGAUUAACUUGUGGAUUGUACCACAUGAAAUUGCUAAUAUAAUUAGAUCAGUUGAAAAAUGACUGCAGUUAGUAGAGUUGAAGUGAAGUAUGUUUCUAGUUGUGCUGUUUAGAAUUAUAAUAGUGUUAAGCUCUUCAUUGUUUCCUUUGAUUAUUGAGUUGUUUUGUUAUUGUUUUCCAGAGAAAUAGUAUCCUCGGAAGAAUUGCAAAUACUUCUUUUAAUAUGAUUUCAAGCCAGGACAUAACUGCAAAUGACAUAGGUGGAAACAUCAAGUUGGCCUUAGAAGGCUCAGCUGGUGAAAGAACUGCUCAGUGGUGGUUUGGAAAGUCUUGUUCUGGGGAUCUGGAUUCAAAGACAAGCCUCAGGGGAGAUCAGAAUCCAUUUUGAGCAAAGACCAAUUAAGAGCCAAGGUGAAAGCUAACUUACAAACGACAAUUUCAAGGCCUUGAAGUAGACAGGAGUUUCUAUUGUGACUGGGGAAAGUGUAAAGACGAACCCAAGAACAUCCUCCUGGGAGAUGAUCAGGAACGGAGACAGUCAGGUGUACUGUUAAGAUUCAAAACUUUUGGAAACCUAUUUUUAGAGCGGAUCAUGACCUGUGACCAGAAAACCCCCCCAAAAACCUACAAAAAACAACCCCCCCAACAAGAUACUGUAUGACAGUUGAUAGUAGUUCAUACAAUGGUUGGAUGUUGGUGAAGCUCCCAGACUUGCACCAUCAUUAUCAUUGUGACCAAAAAAGUUCUGAAGUCCACGUGGUGAUCUGCAAAGAAUUAAUCACUACUGUUUAAACCCUAUUGAAACAGCAGCAGCAGCAGCAUAUCACCAAGAAACUAAAAUUGUGUGUGAAAAUUUUGAUUAAAAAAAAUCCUUUGGUUAAUAAACAUGAGCCCACACUUUUACAUGACAGCACUUGAUGUCACAUGUCGCAAGCCACUAAAGCAAAGUUAAUUGAAUUGGGGUAUUAAAUUUUGUCAUGUCCAUUAUAGUCACCAGACCUUUACCCAGCGAACUACCAUCUUUUUCAUCAUUUGAAGCUUUUUUUAAGAAACAACAUGUUCUCCAAUUAAGAAGCAGUAAUUGGAGGGAUAUGAACAAUUUAUAUAGCUGAAGAAAUGACAAAUUUUAUAAAAAUAUUUAAUAUCCUACUAGAAGAAAAUUAUUAAUGCUCAUGAUGCAUAUUUUGAUUGAAUAAAACUUAUUUUUUUAAAUACAGUGUUUUAAUUUUGACCUACAAAAACAGCAAUUUCAUAUGGUACAAGGUAGUAGAAGGUUUUCUCCAUUUACCUGUGACUAGUUAGAGGUGAGUACAAAAUAUUUUCAAUAUAGUUGUAAAUUAUAUAUCUUUACAAUUUUAGGAAAUGAAGUGAUAUGAACUCUAAUACUAGGUACUCCUUGGUGUGACAACUUUACCAAUUGAAGCAGAUUAAAAUGCAGUAUUUUUGGUUGACUCUAACAUUUGAUGUGUUCAGUAGCAUACUUGAAUAUCCCAUUUUGCUUACUUUAUACUAGAAAUACACGAUUUUCUAAAUGUUUAAGGACCUAGUUAUGUUGUUCUUGAAAUCCUAGUGAGUGCUGAUUUUGAAGAAAUGAUGCGCUGCAUGCUGUAAGCCCAGUCCUAGCAUCAGAUCAUGGUUUUUAUGACAUAGUUUAGGUAGAUAUUGAGUAGAACCUUCCAGUGUCCUCAGGAGUUAACAUUUUACAUGGUAGGUACUUGAGUUGUACUUAGUGUUAAAAUUGAUUAUGCAAUUUCUUAAGCCAUCUGUUGCUUACAGUUUCAGUAGUUGUUUUGUGAAAGUGAAGUAACCUCUCCCAAGCUAGUCUAAAGGUACUUGAUUUGUAAUGUGAUUCUUUUCCAUUUCCAAAUAGUUGUUUUUAAAAACUUACAAGUGAAUUUUUAUUCAAGUAUUUAGAUCUUCAGAGCACCUUAUUUAAGUCUGUAAAUAUUCAAAGAAAAACCCGUGGUUGACUGACAGUGAGUCAUAGGCAAACUAUAAUCAUAGUUUGUGAAUAUUUUCAUGUAUUCAAAUUACUUUUCUUAACUAGUUCCACAUUUGUGUCUAUAUGACACUAAGUCAAAAAUUAGAUGGUUUUUGAUAGGAAAAGUGAUGAAGUAUAAGAAUGUCCAAUUUGACCCAAAGAAGGCUAUUAAUACAAAUUGAUACAGCUUUGUUAGGACAAGUGAUGAGCUGCCCUAAACAUUUUCAAAUAUCUAGUAUUGGAAAGAAAUGUACAUAGGUGGAAUAAUCUUCCAGUCGCGUUGCACCUUUUCUUGUGUAAUCCUUUUCCUUCACUGAAAGACCUCAUCCCACAUGCACACAUACACACAAAGACACACAACACACACACACACACACACACACACACACACAACUGAGCAGGAAAUCGUGGUUUCUCCUAUAUUCUCAAGUUUUGUCUAAGUUCAGACUGGCUAACUCUCAGCAGCUAGGCUCUCUCACAACAGCUAGGUUGCUGAUAGUUUUAAAGCAUCAGUUCCUUUCCCAGAACUUGCUUUAUUCAUUUCACGAGAGAAUUCCUAGUCUACUUACUUCUGGAUGCUACUGGAUUCAGUAAUGCUGAAACAAUUAAGCUUGUAAAAGAAAAAUUAUUCUUCAGAUAGAGUGCUUAGAAUUAGUUUUGUGAUCAGUGUUUUCCUUUGGUGUGAAAUACUUUUAGAGUACUGCUAACAUGAUUCUUGUUAUCCAAAUUAGAAGAUUAUGUACAUAAAGCAAGAUUUUCUUGCAGUAGGGCUUAUUCUUAGUAGAUUAACACAAGAUAAAGAUUUUUUUUUAAGACUUCCAAGUCUGGGGCUCCUGGGUGGCUCAGUCAUUAAGCUUCUGCCUUCGGCUCAGGUCAUGAUCCCAGGGUCCUGGAAUCAAGUCCCACAUCGGGCUCCCUGCUCAGCGGGAAGCCUGCUUCUCCCUCUCCCACUCCCCCUGCUUGUGUUCCUGCUCUCGCUGUGUCUCUCUCUGUCAAAUAAAUAAAAUCUUUAAAAAAAAGACUUCCAACUCUGCCUACUGGUAGGAAACAACCUCAGUAGUGUGGGUCACCAUGAAUUCUGCUGACUUCAAUCAUCUAAAUAAGUAUCAGGAGUCUUCAUCUAGUAUUCUUUCAAACUUGUUUGUCUUGAAAAUAUUAAAAGUGUUAGUGGUUGUUGUCCAGCAUACUAUAGUAAUUGUAUUUAAUAGUAAAAAAAGAUGUAAGUAAUGAUUUUUUUUAAGGGAGCUCUAAAGAAUUUUUGGGUUUUGUUUUUUAACAGUGUACAGAGGUUUCAUAUGCAUGAACAUUUGUGCUAUUUUAGAUUUUUUUUAAUUAAAAAGUUCAAUUAAGAGCAUCCAGGCUCCCAAAGGUCAUUUGUAAAUAGUGGUUUGGAACAUUAUAUAAAAUGAUUAGAUUGUUAGGAAAGCUCAUAAAGGCUUAUUUAAACCAUAAUGUAGUUAACCAAUAGUAUCAUGCUGAGCACUCAGUUUUCUUUCGGGAACCAAUCAAUGUAGGAGGUAGAAAUAGAGGUCUUUCCUUUUUCCUGAUGGGAUUCAGGAAAGUUAAGUUUCUUGGUGUUAGUGUUUCCUAGCUGUCCUCUUACCAUCCUAAACCCUCCGGUGGAAUACUAUGUAAGCCAACUUGCCUUUUCCCUUACUGGAUGCUCUAUGCUUCAAAAUUUUAUCUUUCCUCUAUUCAGAAUUCCCAUUUUUUCUGUGCUUAUGGCUGGCUAGAUUUUAAGGGAAAAAUGUUUUCCACCAAGAUGUGAAUGAAGAUAGUAAAGAAAGUGGGAUUAAACCUUAUUUUUUUUUAAGACUGCUUAUUAGUUCAGGAUGAAUUUUUAUCUAAUAAGAUUUCAGAAAAUAUGACCACAUUUCAGGCACUGUGGGAAGCAGUAUUUUUAUCAAAUUGAUGGAUGCCGUCUUGAGAGUAUUUCCCAAUUUCCUUUAGAUUGUUGGGACUUUUUACAGUUUUCUUUCCUCAACUUUUGAACUCAGAGGUUUCUUCUCAUUUCCAAAAUGAGUAACUUCCCCUAUUCUGUUUAUCCAAUAGAACAGUAUAGAAGUCACAUCUGCAUUUUUCUAACUCUUGGUACCGAGGUGGAAGUUUAGAGGUACUCCUGGAGUAGGGCUGGCAUUAACAUCUCCCAAGACAUACGGUCUAGGGGAAAUAAAAAGUGGCUAUCUCUAAGCCAGACAUGAGGACAUCAGAGGCUGCCUGUAUGUCUUUGAAAAUUUUUAAUGAAACCCAAUGGAUAAGCUUCAUCUUUGUCAGUUUGUCAAAAUACAUUACUUGCAAUUAUAUUAAAACUAAUUCUAAAGACUUGUACUUUUCUUGUUCUGUAGGUGAUAUAGAUGAUGUUGCUUGUUAGUUAAAAUAUCUUUUAUAAAAGAAAGUCCUGCUUCUUAUCAUGAUGUAUGUGACUUAAAUGACUGUUUCAUAUUAAAACUAUUUCUUCCUUAUGUACUGUUUACAUAUACCUCUUUUUGGGAUAUUAGUUCAGUACUUUUAUACAAAUCUGAGUGUGUUCCACAUUGGUGACAUGUAUUUUUGCAGUAAUUUUUUGUUUUGUUUUCUUAGAGCAUGUCUAAAGUAACACAUGCACUAGUGCUGUGGUCUGUGGCAAAAUUACUGUAAUUCAAAUUGGAAAAUAAAAUGUUUCCAGACUUUGUCCAACAUUUAUUCCUAUGGCAAAGGAAAUUACUAUGUAAUACUAAUUAUUUCUUAUGCUGGUAUGUUUAAGCUACUCUAUGAAGUAUGUGAAACAUCAAUAUUUAUGGAUUAGUAGAUGGCCUGAUGUUUUGAAAUGGGAGAGGGGUUAAAAUUUGGUGUUAGCAAUUCAUAAUACAAUAAAUACUUCUUAAAAAUUUUAUUUUCCUCUCACAGUUAUAACUUACCAAGGAAUUAGUAUCUUAAUUGAUUGUGCAUAUUAGGAUUUUUUUUAGCCCUUACCAUUACAAUUAUAUACUAGACUUUGAACCUACUCUGAUAUCUUCCAACCAAAAAAGAUACCAUUCACUUCACCAUAACCACAAUAAGUAGAAAUACUAAUCUUCAUUUAUUAAGAAGCUAUUAUAAUACCAUAAAAGUCCUCUAAUUUACUUAGAAUUUGUAAACAUUGAUACAAGGACUUGAGUGGUGUUUA
Callorhinus ursinus (northern fur seal) is the source of this 7143-nucleotide messenger RNA. It is a transcript of the gene PYGO1, whose product is annotated as pygopus family PHD finger 1. The record is from RefSeq and is a predicted model, not a curated record. Lineage: Eukaryota; Metazoa; Chordata; Mammalia; Carnivora; Otariidae. Gene Ontology annotation, biological process: kidney development; spermatid nucleus differentiation.